Cornus florida is the source of this 867-nucleotide messenger RNA. Its product is annotated as short-chain dehydrogenase ptmH-like. The record is from RefSeq and is a predicted model, not a curated record. The transcript has a single exon. Gene Ontology annotation, cellular component: endoplasmic reticulum. Lineage: Eukaryota; Viridiplantae; Streptophyta; Magnoliopsida; Cornales; Cornaceae. The coding region runs from base 1 to 867 and encodes 288 amino acids. Gene Ontology annotation, molecular function: oxidoreductase activity.
AUGAGUGACCACAAGGCUAUGCUACUUAACAAAAACAAGGUUGUACUCGUCACUGGCUGUGCCAAAGGUGGCAUCGGUUACGAGUACUGCAAGGCAUUUGCAGAGCAAAAUUGCCAUGUCUUCGCCUCUGACAUCUCUCAACGCGUGGAUGACAUGUCCGAACUCUCAUCACAUAAUGUUGAGACACUGGAGCUCGAUGUCUCUUCAGAUGAAAGUGUGGAAUCGGCUGUGAACACUGUCAUUUCCAAGUAUGGCCGAAUUGACGUUCUGAUCAACAAUGCUGGGAUAGGAAGCCCGGGGCCCUUGGCAGAGCUCUCACUGGAUGAGAUUCGAAAGGCUUACGAAAUUAACGUGUUGGGGCAGCUGAGGAUGGUGCAACAGGUGGUGCCUCACAUGGCGUCGCGACGCAGUGGAACCAUAGUGAACAUAGGGAGUGUUGUGGGGAAAGUACCAACCCCUUGGGCUGGUUCUUAUUGUACUACCAAGGCUGCUGUGCACGCCAUAUCGAACACUUUGCGGGUUGAAUUAAGGCCUUUCGGCAUCGAUGUGGUGAUGGUGAUUGCGGGAGCUAUAAGAUCAAACAUUGGUAGAAACAGCGUCGAUAAAUUGAAGAAUUGUGAAUGGAAACUUUAUAAGGAAUUCAAGGAUGCCAUUGAAGAGAGAGCAUGGGCUUCGCAGCGUAGUGAAAAAACAACGGAUGCUAAGGUGUUUGCAAGGCAUGUAGCGAAGAACGUUUUGAGAGGUAGACCGCCGAAACAGAUUGUUUUUGGUCACAUGACUUGUUUGUUUGCUUUCCUUUCAUGGUCACCCCUUUGGGUGAGAGAUAGCUUUUUCGCCAAGCGGUUCAGCCUAAACAGGAAGGUCUAA